Molecule: messenger RNA, 2220 nt
Organism: Prunus mume (Japanese apricot)
Lineage: Eukaryota; Viridiplantae; Streptophyta; Magnoliopsida; Rosales; Rosaceae
Product: amino acid transporter AVT6A-like
Biological process (GO): amino acid transmembrane transport
Cellular component (GO): membrane
Molecular function (GO): L-amino acid transmembrane transporter activity
Source: RefSeq, a predicted model, not a curated record
AACGUGUCAACGCGCUAUUCGUUUCCAGGUCGGUUCCUGUGUGGGCAACAAAUCAGAUAAAAAUCCCCCUCCCCAAACUCCCUUAACGGCUUCAGACCCAAAAAAAACUCCCUCAACGGCCAACCCAACAACCCCCAUAAUCUACCAAAAUGACAAUUGUCUCGUCGGACAGGAAGUACCGGCGCAGCCCCAAAAUUCCGCUCCUUCCCCAGAAGCACGACGACCAUGACUCCGCCGAGGUCGGUUUCAACGGCGCGUCGUUUUCCGGAGCCGUCUUCAACAUGUCGACGACAAUCGUUGGAGCCGGGAUUAUGGCUCUGCCGGCGGCGGUUAAGCAGUUGGGCCUGAUUCCGGGCCUAAUUAUGAUCGUUUUGGGGGCUAUGUUGACCGAGUCGUCCAUCGACAUGAUCAUGCGGUUCACGCGAGCUUCCAAGACAGCCUCGUAUUCGGGUCUGGUCGGCGACGCUUUCGGUGGGCCCGGACGGACCCUCCUCCAGCUCUGCGUCGUCGUCAACAACUUGGGCAUGCUCGUCGUCUACAUGAUCAUCAUCGGGGAUGUGCUGUCGGGGACUUGGUCGGAAGGAGUACGCCAUUCGGGUGUAAUAGAGGAAUGGUUUGGUCAACGUUGGUGGACCGCACGAUUCUCGUUGCUUCUUCUCACCACGCUCCUUGUUUUGGCUCCUCUUAUUUCUUUCAAGCGCGUGGAUUCGUUGAGAUACACAUCAGCAUUGUCCGUUGCUUUGGCUGUUGUUUUCGUGGCAAUAACAGCGGGAGUAGCGAUCUUUAAGUUGAUGGAUGGAAGCGUUGCAUUUCCACGUUUGAUGCCCAAACUCGUUGACCAGGCAUCAUUUUGGAAGCUUUUCACUACCAUUCCCAUUCUAGUCACUGCCUAUAUCUGCCACCACAACAUUCACCCAAUAGAGAAUGAACUAAUAGACCCUACCCAGAUGAAGUCAAUAGUGCGGACCUCACUUGCAUUUUGCUCAUCUGUUUACAUUGCAACCAGCUUCUUUAGUUUCCUUCUCUUUGGGGAUCACACGCUGGAUGAUGUGCUGGCAAAUUUCGAUGCUGAUCUUGGAAUUCCAUAUAGCUCAUUUCUUGAUGAUAUUGUUAGGGUUAGCUAUGGCGUCCACCUGAUGCUUGUUUUCCCCAUUGUAUUUUUCUCCCUUCGCCUCAAUUUAGAUGGUCUUCUCUUCCCCUUUGCCAUUCCUAUUGCAUUUGACAAUCGAAGAUUCUACACAGUAACUGCAGCUCUCAUGGGUUUUAUUUUUCUUGGAGCCAAUUUUGUGCCUAGCAUCUGGGAUGCCUUUCAGUUCACAGGUGCUACAGCUGCCAUCUCCGUUGGUUUCAUAUUUCCUGCUGCCGUUGCGCUUAGGGACACUCAUGGAAUUGCGACAAAGAAGGACAAACUAGUGUCAUGGGUGAUGAUCUUUUUAGCAGUCUCCUCAAGCACAGCGGCCAUCUCCAGUGACAUUUACAGCAUUGUCAGUCGUGAUAAACUCGCUGGAAGCUGACAUACGAGAACAGCAAGAUUUUCCAUUCGUUUCAUUUAGAAUUAGAUUAGAUUAGAUUCCUACUUUUUUCCAUACUUCUUUAUACACACCUUUCUUUAACUUUUUUUUUUUUUUUUGUUGGAAUAAUAAAAGCCUACUAAUCAUUGAACAUUAAGAAAAUAAAGCGAUUGCCUUAUCAUGUUGUUAUGUGGAAAGAGUAAUUAGCUUAACCAGGGAGGUGUAAAUAAUGAUUCUUAGUGGUCCCCACCAAACACCAAAGCUGUUUCGCAUUGCGUUGUUGUGGCAUUAUUCGACUCAAAGCUUUUCAUCGGUUGGGAUUGGAUGAUCAUCUGUGCUUGCUUUUUUAACCUAGUUUACUGGGUCGUUUUCAAUUUUUCUCAAUUGUGACAAUAGCAUCCGAAACACACAUGGCCUGCCCUUUUCCCUUUCUCUCCACCUGGCAGAACAGCUGUUCCACUUGAUCUCAAUUCACCAAGACAUGAAGAUUGAUCAGUUUGGUCACAUUUUUCACAACCUCAGAAGCUCUUAUAUUGUUUUCGUUCACUCUCAUGGUUUCAUGGUUUCUCUGCGCCAAUAAUAUAAAAUAUACAGAAAAGCAUAAAUUAUAUGUUGCCCACAGAAAAUUAUCUUUGGGAUUGUUUAUUUAUCAAUCUGACGUCUUGGUUGUUGUGGAAAUCAUACAAGUCGAUUUGCCUUUUGGUCGUCU